GAGGCCGCCGCCAAGAAGAAGCCGGCUAAGAAGGCGUCAGCCGGAGGAGCCAAGAAAGGCAUCAAGAAGGCGUCCGGUCCCGCCGUGUCCGAGCUCCUCGUCCAAGCCGUGUCCGCUUCCAAGGAGCGCAGCGGGGUGUCCCUGGCCGCCCUCAAGAAGGUCCUGUCCGCCGGAGGAUACGAUGUGGACAAGAACAAGAGCCGCCUGAAGAUCGCCCUCAAGGCGCUGGUGACUAAGGGGAGCCUCGUCCAGGUCAAAGGCCAUGGGCCUCCGGAUCGUUCAAGAUCAACAAGAAGCAGCCCGACGGCGACAAGAAGAGCAACAAGAAGCCAUCGGCGGCGGCCAAGCCCAAGAAACCUGCCGCCAAGUCCCCCAAGAAGAAGGCGGCCGGCAAAGCCCCCACCGCAGCCAAGAGCCCCAAGAAGAAGCCGGCCGCCAAGAGACCGGCAAAGGCUGCAGCCAAGAAGGUGA
Molecule: messenger RNA, 471 nt
Organism: Staurois parvus
Lineage: Eukaryota; Metazoa; Chordata; Amphibia; Anura; Ranidae
Source: the annotation of a GenBank genome assembly